GAUAAAAAAUAAUACUAUCCAAGUGACAGAAAUGUAAAAUAGAUUAGUCUGCCCCACUCUUUAAUUCCAAUAUUUUGCACACCUGCAUUCCCAAUUGGAUACUUGUUAUGCCUUAUUAUUUAUAUGAAAAUCACGCCAAAAGGUGCCGACUUCACCACCUAUCAAUGAUAUCAGCGACUUCUAAUAUUUUUCUACCCCUAUAUUAUUAUUCUCAGUCUUAUACGAAUAGUUCCCACAUAUUUUCUACAAGACAGCCAACAAGUGAAUUUCAUUCUACCUAAAUUUACAUUUAAAUUGUUCAAACAAUUGGGUAUAGCAUUAUAUAUUAAUUCAGAAAUUGUUUUAUUGUAUACCAAUUCAACAUAUUCGAUGUUUCGAGAAUAAUGACUUUUAAUUCUUCAACGGGACAAUUGAUAAAUUUAUCACAUAAUCAUAAUUCACACAACGAGAAUCGUAAUUUUCGAAUAAACUCAGUACUUGGAUUACCAAACUUACUAGGUUUACAGUCAAACAAUUUACCAAUAUCUCAUCCAAUUCAUAAUUCACGUUUAGAUUCACAAUCUACUUUGGCCAUGUCCACAGCAGCAUUGAAUCCAACUACAGUCACAGAUUUCCAUGAUCAGCGAAAUCAACAAGCAAUGAAAUUACCCAUACCAUCAUGGUUAACUAAUAAUUUAUGGGAUAAGAAACAUUAUGCUGAUCUAAUAUCUAAUUUCAAAUCUCCACCGAAUUUAAGUGACAAUUUAGUCGAACUAAACAGAAAUAAUCACAGUUUAUCUGAAUCAUCGUUUGAAGAUACAAAUGAAUAUGAUCAAACACAUUCUCUUUUCAAGUGUCCUAAAAAUACGACUGAGUUAACUGGAUCCAUUGUUUCAUCGACGAUUGGGAAUACCAAUAAUCCAACAGUAAUGUCAUCUACAGCAACACAUAAAAUUAAUUCGCCAUUUUCUCCUAAUCACUUUUUAACGUUAGAUUCAAAUAAACAAAAUCAAGAAACUACAGGAAAUAAUCAUCCAUUGUCGGGUACUCUAAAUGCAACCAUGAAUACAAUAACUACUUCUCCAGGAUCUACAUCUAUUCUAAAUGAUGUCCAUAACAUGAAAAUGAAUUAUUCUCAAUCAGUUAUAGCAAUGGCAGCAAUGGCUGCCGCAGCAUUAGCUACAAACAAUUUUAAAAUGUCAACAUCAUCACCAUGCAAUCCAUUGAUCAAUGGAAUGAAUCUUGGCAGUUGUAUAAAUAAUAGUAGCAAAAAUACUAAUAAUAGUACUGGUAAUAUGAACAACAAUACACCUGAUAUUAAUUCAAUUAUGAAUGCUGUAGCGUCUGUUAUGGGAUCACAAUUAUUAUUCAACAAUAGUAAUACUACUACUAAUAAUAGUAAUAAUACUAACCAUAAUAGUAAUAACAGCAUGAACAGUAUGAACAAUUAUUCAAUAAAUAAUUGGAAAACAGACAACUUGCAGAUGACAAAAGAUAAAGACACAAAGAAAAGCAGCAAUAGUACAUCACCAUCAUCAUCAACAUCAUUACCAACCGAUUUUAAAUCAUGUCCGAAUUCAUUAUUAUUGCCACCAAAUUUCAAUCAUCAACUUAGCAUGGACUCAUCAAACUUAUUACUGUCAUCAACAUCUCCAUCGUCAUCAACAGGAGCGACAACAUCAUCAGAAACAGGUGGAAUUCAACCAGAAGUAGAAUUAAUUGAUAAGUCAUUAUGGGAUAAAUUUCACUGUCAUGGUACCGAAAUGGUGAUUACUAAAAGUGGACGACGAAUGUUUCCACCAUUCAAAGUGAAAAUUACUGGUUUAGAAAAACGUGCUAAAUAUAUUGUUUUAAUGGAUAUUGUAGCAUUAGAUGAUUGUCGAUAUAAAUUUCAAAAUAAUUUAUGGACAAUUGCAGGAAAAGCUGAUCCUGAAAUGCCUAAACGUAUGUAUAUUCAUCCAGAUUCUCCAUCAACUGGUGAACAAUGGAUGCAAAAAAUCAUCUCAUUUCAUAAACUUAAAUUAACUAAUAAUAUUUCUGAUAAACAUGGUUACACAAUAUUAAAUUCAAUGCACAAAUAUCAACCAAGAUUUCAUCUAGUACGAGCUAAUGAUAUAUUAAGAUUACCAUAUUCAAAAUUUCAUACUUAUACAUUUAAAGAAACUCAAUUCUUAGCAGUUACUGCUUAUCAAAAUGAAAAGAUAACACAAUUGAAAAUAGACAAUAAUCCAUUUGCUAAAGGAUUUCGAGAAUCUGGUGGAGGGAGACGUGAUAAAAAGCGAUUAGAUCAUUUAAAAUAUCCAAAUCGACCUAUCAUUCAUAAUUGUGACGAUGAACAAAAAAAUGGAACACAUGAAAUUUAUGAAAGUCCUAAUAAUACAUCAUCGGAUACAGAAAAUGAACAUGAAUUUGAUGAUUUAGAUAUGCAUUUACCAUCACAAUUUGAUAAACAUAAUUUAUCUAUGAAAAAAUUAUUACCAUUACAUAUGAACAGAACAGAGUUGAAAUCUGUUAAACAUUCUAAUAAACGUAAUGGAUCUAAAGGAUUAGUUGAUUUUACUGGACGAGUUGGAAAAAUACGUCGAACACAUCAACAUAAUCAAUACUUUUAUUCUUCCAAUGAUAAUAUACAUACAAAAGAUUACUCUGUAAAUAAUAAUGAACAUAAUUUAUAUUAUCCAAAAGGUAUUGUUGAUUCAAUACAACAUAAUUCAUCAUCAAUGUUUUUAUGUUCAUCUACAUUAAAAAAUAAAAAUAAUUUAUGUUCAUUACCUUAUACAGAUUUAAAAUGUAAUUCAUUAGGUAAUAUAUCUAAACUUAAUGAAAUUCCACCUAAUGUAACUGUUAUAUCAAGUGAAUCCAUUGGAUAUUUUAAUCAACAUACAUCACAAUCGGAAAAAGUUAUUGAUUCGGAAAGAAUUGAAUCUUCUACUUGUACUACUCCUCCUCCUCCUACUACUACUAACAAUAGUGAUAAUAAUAAUAAUACUGUUAAUAAACAAUUCAAUUCUAGUCCAUUGAAUAAAUUUCUUUCAAAUUGGACAAAUCAUUUUACAGCACAAUUAAUUCAAAAUCAAUUAUUUGAUCAAAAAUUAUCUAAUUAUUCAAUGCCAUCCGAAUCAUCUUUACCACAAUCGAUUCCAUUAGCAACAACAUCACCAAUACAGAAUUCUUUUCAGAAUUCAAUGCAAUAUUUACAACAAUCAAAUGAAUCCAUAAAUAGAUCUCAUUUUAAUUCUAUGAAUCCAUUAUCAAAUUAUACUGCAAAUUUAGCUAUUUACAUGCAACAAUAUCCUCAAUUUUUAUCACACAUUUUAUCAUUAUUUCAACAGAAUUCUUUACCUUUAGAUACAUCUCAUAGAAAUUAUGUAACUACAUCAAGUCCACAAUUAAAUGAUAAUAAUAUUGGUACAACUAGUCAAUGUCCAAUUAAUCAUAAUUAUAAUUCUACUAUGACUAGUCAAAGCAAUAACAAUGAUACUACUUCAUGUAAUAGUGAUGUUAUAAAUGAAGAUGUAGAUAUAAUCAUGUCUAAAUCGAAAUUAAAUUCAGAACAACGAUCCCCUGACUUUUCUAUUGAUGCGCUAACUAGUUUACAGCAAAAUUCUAGAUCACCAAAAUCAACAAAUCAAUCUAUCCCAUCAUCAUUAUCAUCAUCAUCGUCUUCUUCAUCACCAUCACCAUCUUCAUCAACAUCAUCCGCUUCUUCGCAUAUAGUUAUCAAUGAAUCAUUACCUGUACAGUCAAUGGAUUCAGAUGAUCAGUCAGUUUAUAAACAACCAGAAAGUGAUUCCAUGAAUUAAAUAUCUACAGAGAAAAAGAAUAUCUUUCAGUAGACAAUAACAAUAAUAAUAAACAUGCAUUAUAGUCGUUUCUUUAAAUCAUAUGGUCAUUUUGCCUUAUUGUUCAAUGAAUCUAAUGUAUAUGUAUUUAUACAUACAUAAGAGAUGAUUAGAAAAACAAUAUAAAUUCUGUGAUUAAAUUACAAAUGUUAAUGACCAAUCUUUAUGUAAUCUUAAUUAAAAUAAACUCCAUCAUAAUCAUCCACUGAGCUAUAAAUCUUCUCCACCGUACUGUUUAUUUUGUUCUUGUCUAAUAAACCAAAAACACACACACAACUAAUCUCCAUGACUACUAUAUAAUUCAGUAAUAUAUUAACUUUACUAUAAUCGUAUUCAGAGUUCACAUUAGACUAUAAACCGUAAUAGAAAUUAUUCACUAAGAGUAGAAUCAAUAAAAGGUAGUACACUGAUUUUUCCUCAAAAAUAGAAAGAAUACAGAAUAAAUAAAACAAGAAAAAAGAAGAAGAAGAAAUAGUCAUAAUAAUAAAAUGAAUACAAGACAAUUGAUUCAAAUUGUUAUCAUUCCAUCUAUUUAUCAGAAUAUUACAACAUAUUACUUAAAUAGCAAAUAUAUACAGUGAUAAAUUUUUACUUACGGUGAAAUAUAUAAUUUAUUAGUUAUGUGUAUAUCAUCUACAUAUGUGUAAUGCAUACAAUUAAAUGUAUAGUCAGUAAAUACAUUCCGUUUUAUGAUUGAUUCUAUUAUUAUUGUUUUGUUUUGUUUUUUGGUUGUUAUUGUCAAUACUACUUACUAUCAGACACUGAAAAAAACACAUUCAAAUCAACUAGUUAGUUUGCAAAGUUAAUCUACUUAAGUAUUUAAUUCAGUAGUAUGAUUGCAUGAUAAUAGUAUCCAUUUAUGAUACAUUGAAAACUGUAUAUUGUCCAGUAGUAAUGUAAUAAUGUCAGGCAUUAUUUGAUUCAUUUAACUAAUGAACUUUUUAAUGUCUAUCAAUUCAUUGAUUUUUGAAUUUGCUUUUUCUUUCAACUAUACUCUUCUUCAGUAAAAAAGAUAUCCUGAUUGGUAGUAUUCUACAGUUGACAUUCCUAUGAUUAGUUUUUUAUUUAAAUUUUGAUUCCACUUUAAUUAUAUUCUUCUGAAUUGACCAUUUUGUAUUUAUUCCACCAAAUGAUUAGAGAAAGGAAUGAGAGAUAACUUCUUUCUAAGAAAAAACCAAAACAUUUUUAUUUUCCAUCCAGACAUUUAGAACUUUCAUGAUAAAAUGAUAUGUAUAAACGUGUAAUCUACUUAUGAGUAAUAUUAUGGUUUUUUUUUCAUUUCUCUUCAAUAAAAUUUACGAUUAGUA
Messenger RNA from Schistosoma rodhaini, 5128 nucleotides. Lineage: Eukaryota; Metazoa; Platyhelminthes; Trematoda; Strigeidida; Schistosomatidae. The record is from the annotation of a GenBank genome assembly.